Magallana angulata is the source of this 4776-nucleotide messenger RNA. Its product is annotated as potassium voltage-gated channel subfamily B member 2-like. Gene Ontology annotation, biological process: protein homooligomerization; potassium ion transmembrane transport. The transcript has 6 exons. Lineage: Eukaryota; Metazoa; Mollusca; Bivalvia; Ostreida; Ostreidae. The record is from RefSeq and is a predicted model, not a curated record. Gene Ontology annotation, molecular function: delayed rectifier potassium channel activity; protein binding. Bases 880 to 4341 code for a protein of 1153 amino acids. Gene Ontology annotation, cellular component: membrane; voltage-gated potassium channel complex.
CAGGGGAUAUUUUUACCUCCAGAAUACGGACUGAUAUUGACAAUCAGUGAAAACAAUCGUUAUGUAAUCACAUAAUCUGAACCCUGAUACAGAGAACUUGUCAAAGGCCCACGGAAACUGACAUAAAAAUUCAGUUGUCGUCUGCCAGUCACAAGUUAUUUCUAAGUCACAUGACCGUCGUCAUUAUGAAUACUGGAUCCAUGGCGCUAGUGACGAACUAGAAAUUCUUCCAAGAAAAUGGUGUGAUGUUAAAUAAUUGAUACCAGCUCAAUAUGGAGGUUGACAUAAUGUGACGUACUGCAAACAGAAUCGCUGGUAUUAGGUCCGUCUGUUCCUUAGUCUGGGAUUUAGUUGUGUCGUCUGCUUUGCCUAUUAUCAACCAAAAGACAAAAGAAAAGGAGAAAAUAUACCAUUCACUGUUUCAUAAAUGUAAUCUUAAACGAUAAUCGAGGAGCCGGGAUCGCUGACACCGUUUCCCUGUUUAAAUGUGGAAUCUGAGGUUUUAGCGACAAUGCAUCAUCGCUAGAUUGGCAAUAUACUCUUCGCACUGUUUCGCACGAGUCUCUGGCGUAUUGUGGCAAUCUAAGUGUAAGUUUGAAUAUUUCCAGAUAUUACUGAACUGAAUUUACAAUUGAUAUUGACCACAAAAAAUUUCAAACGUUUGAAUUGCGCACUUUAGUUUGGUUUCUCCUUUUAGCCAUUCUCUUUCGUUUUGCAAACCCGUGAGCAUGGAAUACAACUAUAGAUGACCGCCGCCCAGCGGUCAUGGAAGUUAUGCAGAGGCCUGCUUAGUGUCGAAAUUUGCAUGAUUGACCGUAGUUAGUGCGAGUCGGGUUUUUUUUUUUUUUUUUUUUUAAAAGUAAGCACUUUUAUUUAUCCAUGAUUCAAGUUGGAACCUGCGCCGUGGCCAAUGACGGGUCUGGGUCUCAGGGGCACGAAGGCGAGUCCGCAGCGUCAUUAGUACAUCGAGUAUCCUCGCGGAGGAAGCGGGAAUCCAGCGUCAGUUCGGAACACUUCUCUAUCCGAAAACCGCGCGACAGUCUGAAACCCGAGGUAAAGAUAGCUCCAAACCCAACCAUCGCGUCAUAUCCGCCGGCAAACACUGGCACCUCAGAUGCCGAGAACUCGCCGCUCAUCAUGGGUGUUCAAGGCGGUGAGAUAGGGGAUAGUUCGGGACGGUACUACCCGGAUGAGAACAAUGUAGGUCCCCCGGACAGCAAUGCCAUCAUGAGGAGCAAGAGAUUGUCCAAACGAGUGGUUCUAAAUGUCGGCGGUGUCAAACACGAGGUGAUGUGGAGAACUCUGGAUCGGAUGCCACACACUCGUCUGGGAAAACUGCAAUCAUGCAACACACACGAAAGCUUGAUGGAAAUCUGUGAUGACUAUACGCUGGAUUGUAAUGAAUAUUUCUUUGACCGACAUCCUAGGUCUUUUUCUUCCAUUUUAAACUUCUAUCGUACGGGUAAAUUGCACUUGGUAGAGGAAAUGUGCGUACUGUCUUUCAGUGAUGAUUUGGAGUACUGGGGUGUCGACGAAUUGUACUUAGAAUCUUGUUGUCAGCAUAAAUACCACCAGAAAAAAGAACAUGUGUACGAGGAAAUACGAAAAGAAGCCGAGAGUCUGAGACAACGGGAGUCCGACGAGGAUUUUGGUAACGGCAUGUGUGCGAAAUGGAGGAAGAAAGUCUGGGAUCUGUUGGAGAAACCACAAUCAUCUAUGGCUGCGAGGACGCCAUUUGAAAAAUUCUGGGCCUACCUGGGCCAGGUGCUGGCCAUUGUGUCCGUGCUCUUCAUCGUCCUGUCUACCGUGGCGCUCACCUUGAACACCAUUCCCAGCCUUACGGACGAUAACGGCGUGUCCGAGGACCUGGAGAUCAUCGAGGCCGUGUGUAUAUGCUGGUUCACGCUAGAGUACCUGGGCCGAUUCUGGGCCUCUCCAAACAAGUGGAAAUUCUUCAAAGGACCUUUGAAUAUCAUUGACUUGUUAGCCAUUUUACCGUAUUUUAUUAGCUUGGGAUUAUCAGAAACCAACAAACACACGACAGAGCAGUUCCAGAAUGUUCGAAGAGUUAUACAAAUUUUUAGAAUUAUGCGAAUUUUACGUAUUUUAAAACUUGCGCGUCAUUCGACCGGGUUGCAGUCGUUGGGCUACACCCUUCAGAGAAGUUACAAGGAGUUAGGGCUUUUAUUAAUGUUUUUAGCUAUUACAAUAUUACUCUUUUCAAGUUUGGCUUAUUUUGCCGAAAAGGACGUAGACAAAACGAAAUUCAAAAGUAUUCCAGAAACAUUUUGGUGGGCCGCCAUCACCAUGACCACCGUGGGAUACGGUGAUAUCUACCCUAUGACUACGCCGGGUAGAUUAGUAGGCGCUGUGUGUUGUAUUUGUGGUGUGUUAGUUAUUGCGCUCCCGAUUCCUAUCAUCGUUAAUAAUUUCGCUGAAUUUUACAAGGACCAAAUGCGGCGGGAGAAAGCCCUAAAGCGGCGAGAUGCUCUUGAGCGAGCUAAGCGUACAGGAAGCAUAGUGUCAGUGCAUUCUUUCAAUAUAAGGGAUGUUUAUGCAAGAAGUGUGGACCUGUUGGACGUUAACGUGGACUCAGCUGGAGGCAGAGGGUCAUGUGACAACGGACACAAUUGUGAUGGUGGAGUCGGCACUGCCAACAAUGAAAACAAGUGCACAGGCGCGCCGCAAUUUGUGACGAACACAUCCGACAUGGCUAUUAAAUCAUCGAAUGAUCACUGUGAUUUGAACAGUCUUCCUGACUAUAAAUGUGCAACUAAUCUUAUAGAGACGGAGGAAGAGGAGUCGGGGAUGAUGGCUACCUCUCAACCAGCUUUACAUUCUGAGCAACAGGGAAAGCUUGAAUACCCACCAACUGCUGAAAAUACCAUGCAUGCGCGUUGUACCAUUGAACUUAAACCGUUGGCCCGCCAAAGCAGUAACACAAGUACUGAUACAUUUAAUAGCUGUUUGACCCACCCAUCAAGCCCCGGAUGUUCAGGGACACAAAGUCAUCUACAAAAUAAUUGCAAUCGACAUAAUUUAUAUAUAAAUCCUUUGGACAGCUCCAGACUGUGCUCAGCUUUUAAUAUGACUGACAAUAACAUCAAACAUACUGACCUGACUUCAGAUUCUAAAUGUUCUGAUAACCUGUUUGCAACUGACAAUGACUCUGUACAAAUUGUUCAGAAACUGGAGGAUGGAUAUGUUACGAAAUGGAAUCGCAAUAUACUUUCACACAAUCAGUCAAGCCUCCCGCCUAGACUUAUCCACCAGAGGAGUUCCGAAGAAUCACCUAAGUCUAUCGAAAAGUCGCUUCUAAAACGUCACAAAUCGGAGACCUGCGAUCGGCACAGCAAAGUCUCUGGCAUUAAGGAGCGGUCCUAUUCUUCCUCGGACAACAUUUAUGACGAAAGCUCAAGCAAAUCAAAGACUGCUAAGUUUCGGAAAGCAGUAUCUUUGGCCAGUAGGCUUCAUUCGAGUCCUUCCACUGGUCGAAAAUUAGCUAAUUAUCAUUUAAUUGCCAAUCCACAAUCAGGUAAAUCCAGUGAUUCCGGAAAAUUGCAAAAUGGAAUAACUUUUGACCGUGAAGGUUCCACCCAAUUUGAAUACUCUCCAACAAUGAUGAAAUCUAUUCUUAAAAAGGAUUACAAUGUCACUCCAGGAGAAGACACAGAAACGUUAUUACAGAAUACAUCCAACGAUUGCGAAUCGUUUCAAUGGGGAAAAUCUGAAAAAUCUCCCACAAACAAUACACAGUCUUCGGAUGUGCCGGAAAGCAAUCUUCCUGCAAUAUACGACAACGGAAAUCAAGAAGAAUCACUUCCGGUGAGGCUACACAGUGAUGCAAACACACUUCCGCUUUCUUCCCCUUUAAAUUCUGCUUGUGGAACCCCUCUUACAGAUAGAUUGGACGAUUAUAGUAUAUUUGACUCUUCCGAAAACCGAGGUGAAGAAGACCUUGAAUUUAGCGAUAGUGUGGCUAGCCCCUUAAAAGGGAACUGCUGGGGCAGGGACCGAGAUAGUGGGAAUUCAUGGCAAAAUAAUGACACAAGUCCUUCCGACAAUUUUGAUGUCGAGGAGAGUAUGGUUGGAUCUAUUUCUAUUGAGCGGUCCCCUUCAGAUGACAAUAGUCUUUCAUCUCAUAAUUUAAUGCAUUUAUCUCCUGUUGAGAAUAAUUCAAAUUCAGAUCCCAAGUUAGCACAGACUAGCUUUGAGUUCUAUACUGAAGGUGAUAUAAAUGGUCAACGAAAGGAUUAUCAAGUAGACACACUAUUAAAUAAUAUAGGACGGAUGUCCUCGGAUGAUAGCGCCGAGAUUUACUCCCAGGAAGCCAGUGGAUAAUAACUGUAAGUCGUGCUGGCCAUGUCAUUACAUGUACAUGUAAUCUGUAUUGAUAUCUUUUACAUAAGAAUGACUCACAUGCUUUUAAAACUUUCUUUUAAAUUGUUCUUUGUUUCAGAUUUGGAAGAUCGUCUUCAUACGUUUCUAAAGAGAAAGAUUUUUUGUCUUAUAUCUUAUAAGAAACUUUGUCAGUAUUGUUAAAACUUUCUUACUUUUUUUAUUGCACAUUCAUUGUUACAAUUACAUAAACUUUAUUGCAUUACAAAGUAAAUUACUUUGCACAUGUAAUUGUUACCAUACUUAGUACUACAUGUUAUUUGCAUUACCCUGCAAUGUUUGAUAGUUUAUUAAUCUUUGUUGUAUUAAUUGGUACAACGCCAUCUUGUUCUUUUUAGAAUUCAAAGCGUGAAGAAUGAAAUAAACUUGUUCAAUUUG